Messenger RNA from Perca fluviatilis (European perch), 6110 nucleotides. RefSeq names its product PH_BCR_vertebrate and RhoGAP_Bcr domain-containing protein. Lineage: Eukaryota; Metazoa; Chordata; Actinopteri; Perciformes; Percidae. Gene Ontology annotation, cellular component: membrane. The record is from RefSeq and is a predicted model, not a curated record. Gene Ontology annotation, molecular function: protein serine/threonine kinase activity; guanyl-nucleotide exchange factor activity; GTPase activator activity. Gene Ontology annotation, biological process: protein phosphorylation; positive regulation of GTPase activity; intracellular signal transduction. The transcript is spliced from 23 exons. The coding region runs from base 923 to 4795 and encodes 1290 amino acids.
CAGGUUGCAAAACAAUGAACUUUGGUAGGAUUAUCCAGUUUUCCCAGCAUAACUGAAAAGACAAGUGCGCUGUGUCAGAAAGAAACCUAUCUAGCGCUAAGGUUGGACAGGGGCGAAUGUUAAGCCAGUUGUUUUCCCUUUUGGGCUAAAUAUCAAGGCUGAAUUUGAGCUACCAACAAAGGAUAGUUGUUUUGAAAGUCGGGACCUCGUUUUUUCUUCAUCCACCUGACCUGUAACAGCCUGAAGAUAACGCCUUCCUGCACAAAACCUUCACGUUCAUCACGCUGUGGGACGUUUACUGCCUUUAAAAUGUCAGUUUCUCUUCCUUAUUAGACCAUAUGGCUUGUAGCUUUCAUAGCGUUUUUCAACAUUUCCUCGGCAACAUAUGUUCUGAUGAAUAUCCUCUUGUCGUAAUCAGCUUUACCAGGGAACUCUGCUGACUAGCAACAACAUUUUGACUUAACGUUAUCAUUGAUUUUAUUUUUAAUUUUUUGGAGUGAAGCCUAAAUCACAUCCAUGUAGCCCCUCCUCUUUCUGCUGCAACGAAGAGCCACAACACCAGAGAGCUGGCAGUCAGUCUGACACCAAGCACAGAGGAAGACAGAGGAUCUCCAGAGAAUAGACGAGCACGAAGAAGAGAUCAAGGGAUAAACUCACUUCUUGGGACUGUGCCAAAAGGAGUAAAGGACUGGACCAGUGAUUUCGCCUCUGUAGGAUUUUCUUCCUGUGUUUGUGAGUAAAAACUGUAAACUAAACAGGUUUUCCUCCCUGUAAAGUGGAUCCUUAAUUACUCUGGAGAACACUUUUCCUUUUUCUGUACUAUUAGCACUAUGGAAGCUUUAGGCUGUAAACAGUCAAGUGCAGUUCAUGCUUUAGAAAUGUUUGUGUUGUUAGUUGAAUAGUUUAUGUCAGAGUAAUAACAAUGGUUGAACCGGUGGGGUUUGUGGCGGCAUGGAGAGCCCAGUUCCCUGAGUCUGAUCCCCCUUGCAUGGAGCUGAACUCGCUGGGGAACAUUGAACAAGAGCUGGACAAAUGCAAGACCUCUAUCAGGCACUUGGAGAAGGAAGUAAACAAGGAGCGCUUCCGCAUGAUCUACCUGCAGACUCUGCUUGCAAAAGAGAGGAAGUCUUAUGAUGGGCAGCGAUGGGGAUUUAAAAGCACGCCACAAAUGAAUGAUGGAGACCUGCCCAGUGGCCCAGACAGCCAGAGGCCCAACACAGAUGAGGCUACAGCAGAGGAGCAGCAGCAGCAGAGAGAGCCUGGCAAGAUAGCCAGGUGUAAACCACAUCCAGAGGGGGAGGUGGAUGGUGCGUCCUCGGCCAAACAGCAGGGUGGGGUGUCACCUGUACGCCAGGAGUCAGAUAUUGCUGACUUCCCACAGGGCACGGGCUCGGUGGCAGCUCUGAGAUCCAACUUUGAGCGCAUCAGGAGGGCCAACUCCCACUCGGCCGGAGACGGCAGGGGGUUGUCGGUGAGGAGCGUCCAGGAGAAACCUUUCUAUGUCAACAUGGAGUACCAUCACGAGCGAGGGCUGGUCAAAGUCAACGACAGGGAGGUCUCCGACAAGAUCAGCACCCUGGGCAGUCAGGCCAUGCAGAUGGAGCGCAAGAGGUCCCUGCACUCCCUCCCAGGGAACCUGUCGGCCGCCACAGGGGACGUUGGCAAGGGUGUUCAGAGAGGCAGAUCCACCGAGGGGAGCUGCAGCUACAACGGGUCAUACGAUGACGCCGAGGUCAGCUCGCACUUCCUGAAAGACAGUGUCAUCCGUUCCACUGGGGAGAAGUCUGAGCGGCAGCCAGCAGAGUGCCAGCCUUACACCAGCGUGUAUGUUGGGGGAAUGAUUGCUGAUGGGGACACCCGAGUCAUCCACAUUAGGGACCACAGCAUAGAGGAGGAUGCGCACCUCACCUGGCCGAGACGCUCCUACUCUCCCGGCAGCUUUGAUGAAAUAGGAGGAGGCUACACGCCAGACUGCAGCUCCAACGAGAACUUAACAUCCAGCGAGGAGGACUUCUCCUCGGGCCAGUCCAGCCACGUGUCUCCCAGCCCCACCACCUUUCAGAUGUACAGGGAGAAAAGCCGCUCACCCUCCCAGCACUCCCAGCAGUCCUUUGACAGCAGCAGCCCGCCCACACCCCUGUCUCAGAAACGCCUGAAGCAGCAGGUGAUUGUGUCCGAGGCCUCCAUCCUCGGCGUCGAUAAAACGGGCCAGAUCUGGCCCGGUGAUGGGGACUCCACCACGUCCAGCAGGACCUCUCAUGACAACAGUGUUCAAGGAGAUCUGGAGGCUCCCUACAACGAGACCCUUCCGUCUUACGGCUACGACCUGGAGCACCCAGACGAGCACCAGCCUCGCCACGACCCACUUUCCUUCACCGGGUCCCCGUCCCCCUCGCCACGACUCUGCUCUCACAGCCGGAGCAGCCGAGACACCCGGUCCUCCGGCUCCCUGGAGUCCACGCUGUCGGUGGAGUUGGAUCAGGAGAAGGGGCUGGAGAUGAGAAAGUGGGUUCUGUCAGGAAUCCUGGCCAGUGAGGAGACUUAUCUCAGCCACCUGGAGGCCCUCCUGAUACCCAUGAAGCCUCUGAGGGCCGCAGCCACAACUUCCCAACCAAUGCUGACCAUCCAGCAGAUAGAGACCAUCUUCUUCAACGUGCCAGAGCUUCAUGAGAUCCACAAGGACUUCUUUGAUGCUCUGCUGCCCCGAGUCCAGGACUGGGGCCACCAGCAGUGUGUGGGCGACCUCUUCCAGAAGCUGGCGAGCCAGCUUGGAGUGUACCGGGCCUUUGUGGAUAACUACAAGGUUGCUGUGGAGAUGGCGGACAAGUGCUGCCAGGCAAAUGCUCAGUUUGCAGAGAUAUCUGAGAAUCUCAAAGUCAAAAGCCCAAAGGACUGCAAAGACCAGUCGGCUAAAAAUUCACUGGAAACUCUUCUCUACAAACCUGUGGACAGAGUGACGCGCAGCACACUCGUUCUGCAUGACCUCCUGAAGCACACGCCCUCCAGCCACCCGGACCAUCCGCUGUUACAGGACGCCCUGCGCAUCUCUCAGAACUUCUUGUCCAGUAUAAAUGAAGAGAUCACCCCACGUAGACAGUCCAUGACAGUUAAGAAGGGAGAGAACCGUCAGCUGCUCCGGGAUCGCUUCAUGGUGGAGCUGGUCGAAGGUUCCAGGAAGCUCCGUCACGUCUUCCUUUUCACCGACCUGCUGCUGUGCACCAAGCUGAAGAAACAGGCUGCGGGAAAAGGGCAACAGUAUGACUGUAAGUGGUACAUCCCACUGGCCGACCUGACCUUCCAGACCAUCGAGGACUGCGAGUCCACCCCCAUCCCUCUGGUCCAGGAUGAGGAGAUCGACGCCAUUAAGAUCAAAAUCUCCCAAAUCAAGAACGAGAUCCAAAGAGAGAAGAGAACCACCAAAGGACCCAAGGCGAUCGAGCGACUGAGGAAGAAGUUAUCAGAACAAGAGUCUCUGCUGCUUCUCAUGUCCCCCAACAUGGCGUUCAGAGUGGCCAACAGAAAUGGCAAGGGUUUCACCUUUCUCAUCUCUUCUGACUAUGAACGGGCCGAGUGGAGGGAGAUCGUUCGCGAGCAGCAGAAGAAGUGCUUUAAAAGCUUCUCUCUGACCUCUCUGGAGCUGCAGAUGCUCACUAACUCAUGUGUGAAACUCCAGACUGUUCACACCAUUCCAAUGACCAUGAAUAAGGAAGAUGAUGAAUCUCCCGGUUUGUACGGCUUCCUAAAUGUCAUCGUCCACUCUGCAUCAGGGCUGAAACACAGCUUAAACCUUUACUGCUCUCUGGAGGUGGAUUCCUUCGGCUACUUUGUCAACAAAGCCAAAACACGUGUGUACAGAGACUCUACAGAGCCCAACUGGAACGAGGAGUUUGAGAUUGAACUGGAGGGCUCUCAAACUGUGAGGCUGCUCUGCUAUGAGAAGUGCAAAGAGGACGGAGAGAUCACAGACAAGAUCCUGGCCAAAGGACAGAUCAAGCUGGAUCCUCAGACAUUGCAAAAUAAAGACUGGCAGAGGACCGUCAUCGCCAUGAAUGGGAUCGAGGUGAAGCUUUCGAUGAAGUUCACCAGCCGAGAGUUCAGUCUGAAGCGGAUGCCUUCACGGAAACAGUCCGGCGUCUUUGGAGUGAAGAUCAACGUAGUAACUAAGCGAGAACGCUCCAAGGUUCCCCUCAUUGUGAGACAGUGCGUGGAGGAAAUUGAGCGACGAGGGAUGGACGAGGUGGGAAUCUACAGAGUGUCUGGCGUCGCAACUGAUAUCCAGGCACUGAAGGCUGCCUUUGAUUCAAACAACAGAGACGUGUCUGUCAUGAUGAGUGAGAUGGACGUAAACGCCAUCGCUGGAACACUGAAGCUGUAUUUCCGCGAGCUGCCCGAGCCUCUUUUCACUGAUGAGUUGUACCCCAACUUUGCUGGAGGCAUCGCUCUCUCUGACAGUGUGGCCAAGGAGAGCUGCAUGCUCAACCUGUUGCUGUCUCUACCAGAGCCCAAUCUGGUCACCUUCGUCUUCCUGCUCGACCACCUUAAAAGGGUGGCUGAAAAUGAGAGCAUCAACAAGAUGUCUCUGCACAAUCUGGCCACCGUUUUUGGUCCCACUUUGCUGCGGCCCUCUGAAAAAGACAGCAAAAUCUCAAACAGCUCGCAGCCAAUCUCCAUGAACGACAGCUGGUCUCUAGAGGUCAUGUCUCAGGUGCAAGUCCUUCUCUACUUCCUUCAGCUGGAGAGCAUUCCAACACCUGACAGCAAACGUCAAAGCCUUCUCUUCACUACCGAAGUAUAGCAGGAACAUCAUGCACUUGUCUGUAAUUGUUCUGUUCAGAGGCAGAAUGUCUGCUGCCUAAUGAGGUGGAUGCUGCUGAGCAGCCAUGACUCUGAGGAUGCUUUAUUUAGCCACUAGGUGGAACCAUCAACGCAUUGUAAACUGUAAACAGCCCCCAUGCCCAAAGCCAUUCCUUUUGGAGAUGUGAUGAGCACGUGUGUUCUGUGUAUUUACAAGCUUGCCUGCUGUGUCAGUAAAAGACAUACCAUUAUGAUGUAUAGACAUUUUUUUAAAUUUAAUUUAAAUAUCAAGGAGCGUUAUUUACUGUACUUUGAUAUUUUACACUGCCCUGUUCUGUCACUGUGCACAUUAGCUCCAUAUUCACAGACAGGGGUUUCUGCUGUAUUUGGAUUUUGUAAGAUGUAUUUCUGUGAAUGGAUAAUAGUUGAAUGGUUGGAUGAAUGGACAUAUGUUUUUCAUGGCUAUACAUGUUUGUUUCCCCCCCAGAAACGUUUGUCUUGGUUGAGAGCUCACCUGUGCCUAUGUUUCCUUGCUGACGAUGACCAAUAGAACAUUUCAGUUACCCUCAUGUUUACACACACUCUUCAUUUUGUACAGAAUUUAAAAAGUAUGAGACUGAAAACUGUAGUUUACACACAGCAACAUGCAGGCAUGUUGACCUAACCAUUUGAAGUGUGUGCUAUCUGUGCUAUACAAUUUGUAUGGUUCUUCUGGUGGUGUCCGAGCCAACGUUCAUGUAGAUAUGAGUGCUUUUUUUUUUUGGAAGUGGUACAGAGAAGUGAAAGGCAAAUCAUUCCAGGAAAAGGCGAGGCCUAAUCCUUCCACCCAUGGAAUGUAUACUGUGCUGUGUAGAAUUUUAAAUCACAGUUGUCUUUUGUCCAUAUUUCAUAUGUUUUGUGUCCAUAUUGUUGUUGUUUUUUCUGUUGAUGUUAUUGCUUCCGGCAUUCCUUUUCUUUAGUCUACCUAUAUAGGACAAAACCACACUGCUGUAGAAAUGAGAGCACCAUCUCAAAUACCAAAUGUUGCCUAGUGGGGCCCUGGAAGCAUAGUGAUUCACCCAUAUCCAAGUCUCCUGGCUUAUUCAUACGUUUAUCAUCCACAUAGCUAGUAUUACUUACUGAAAAUAUACUGUUCUUUGCAUUAAUAUUUUUUUUCUCCCAAAUCACUACAAGUAUUCAAACACUUGUUAGCACAAACUAUAACCCUACAGGCUUGUGAUUUAUGUAAAAUAAGCAAUAACUCUUAGUGAUUCUUAGGAUGAGACUAGUGGGGAGUGUAUGUAUGAUUUAUGUAAAUAAAAAAAUUGGUAACAUUA